Stomoxys calcitrans (stable fly) is the source of this 1228-nucleotide messenger RNA. RefSeq names its product DNA damage-regulated autophagy modulator protein 1. The transcript is spliced from 4 exons. NCBI's taxonomy places the organism in Eukaryota, Metazoa, Arthropoda, Insecta, Diptera, Muscidae. The record is from RefSeq and is a predicted model, not a curated record. Bases 92 to 835 code for a protein of 247 amino acids.
AUUAAAUAAUUAAAUUAAAAUUAAAUAUCAAAUAAGUGCGGAAAGUUCAUCAAUUUAAUUUUGGAUUUACUGCUCAGCUGCAAAACCAAAAAUGUCGAAAAUCUAUUUAAUUCCAGUGUCUGUGUUCCUCAUUUUUCAAGUUACUUUUCUGGCUACAUACAUUGCAGCCGUCUUACAGGGCCAUGUUGUGCCCACAAUUCCCUAUAUUAGUGAUGCUGCCACCUAUUCGCCGGAGAGCUGUGUAUUUGGACAAAUGAUGGAUAUAGGCAGUGCUCUGUUGGGCAUUACAAUAUACAUACGCUAUCGCCAGAUCUUACAACUAUUUGAGCAUCAUCCAGACUUGGGCACAAAUAUGUUACGCUAUAAUCGUAUCGCUGUGUGGUUUGGUGUAGUCUCUUGUCUGGGCAUAAGUAUAGUGGGCAAUUUCCAGGAGACCAAUGUGCGUGUGGUGCAUUAUAUAGGGGCAUUUUUCUGUUUUGGCUUUGGCACCCUUUACUUUUGGAUGCAGGCCUUAAUCUCGUAUAUGGUAUAUCCCAUAGCGGGCACUAAGCGCAAUGCCCAUAUACGUUUGGGCAUGUCGGUAUGCUGUACCAUUUUAUUCAUAAUGCUGGCUGUGACAGGCUUAUUGUCACAUAUAUACUUUAAAGGCCAAAAUCCAAGAAAGUGGUAUCCCUCCGAUGGAGGCUGGUAUUUCCAUGUUAUAAGUUCCGUUUCGGAAUGGGUGGUUGCUACUGUUUUUAGCUUUUACAUACUUACAUUCACGGAUGAAUUCCGUGAUAUCGACUUAGAACAUCCUCCCUUGCGUUUAAUUUCCUAUUCGCUGACUUUGCAAUAAUUUAAAAUUAUUCCCAACUGCUGUUUUAUUUUAUCUUGUUUUUAUACGUUUUUUCUUUUUUUAUAUAUAUUUUUCUUUAAUAUAUUCCCUCUUAUAGUUUAAGUUUAUAACUCGGCAUUUUUAUAGAUUUAAGGGCUUCCCGAAAUUUGAUAUAUAGACAACUUAAAGCUUUUGCGAGAGUAAAAGAAAAUACUUAACCAAAAAAAAAACGAAAGGUGCUCAGCGGAGAGUUCAAUAGUGUAUGUAUUUGAAUUGUGUUUUUUUACUCAACUUUCCAUUUCAUUAAGUUGUUAAACAUUUGUAUUUUAUUUUUUUUUUUUAUUUUUAGUUAUAUAAGUUUAAGUUAUUGCAAUUUGUAUAAUACCCCAUCUUUGAUUUGAAUAAAAAUAACAA